CUCUCAUUUUGUCUAUGGUCCGCGUCUUUCUCGCAACGAACUUGCGUUGCGAGAGAAACCUUUCAUAAAGUUUUUGGGUCAUUUUGAUCCUUUUUAAUGGCUGCGGUAUUACGCGGUUGAAUGUGAAAUUGGGUUCAAAUAUGAGUGAUUAUUCUUCUAUGGCUACGCUUCAAAACAAUAGCCAAACGGCGGGAUUUGCGGCUGCUGUACAACGUGCUAGAUUGGUUGCUGCUAAGCUCGAAGGAGGUGGAAGCAAGAGGCCAUUGGAGGAGGGUCCAGAACCGAAUGCGAAGAAAUUAGCUUCAGUUGAAGUACCGUAUCAACAACAACAACCACCAAUGAGUGAUAUGUUCAGUGCACCAACCGCCGCCCCGGCCGCGAGCCGGUCGGCGCCGGCCGCCGCGGCCGCCCCGCCGCCGCCCCCCAGCGCUCCGGCCAGUCUUAUGCCGGAUCAGACGCUCAACGAAUACAUACGGGUCCCCGAUAAGAUGGUUGGGCUUAUUAUCGGCCGCGGUGGUGAGCAGAUCACGCGCCUACAAGCCGAGUCUGGCUGCAAGAUACAAAUGGCGCCCGACUCCGGCGGUCAGCCCGAUAGGUUGUGCACCCUCACCGGAUCUAGGGAGGCUAUACAGAGAGCCAAGGAGCUCGUGAACCAAAUAGUAAACCACCGCGGUCGAGAGAACGCGCCGCAGCACCCUGAGGGACAGGGCUCCGGCGGCGGCGGCGGCAUGCCCCCCAUGCCACGAGGCGGCGGCGGAGCACUCGCUGGCAACCUACCAAUCGGACGCGCGGAUUGGGUGCAAAAUUGUGACCAGGAUGAAAUAAUGCUGCCAGGGCCUAAAGUGGGGCUCAUCAUUGGCAAGAACGGCAAAACUAUUAAACAGCUCCAAGAGCAGUCAGGAGCCAAAAUGGUGGUUAUUCAAGAAGGACCCAAUACAGAAUAUGAGAAGCCGCUCCGCAUAUCAGGCGACCCAGCCAAAGUUGAGCACGCCAAACAGCUGGUCUACGAGCUGCUGGCCGACAAGGACAUGCAGCAAGGCGGGGGCCAGCGACAGCCGCAGUACGACGACUCGUACCCGGGACACGAUCAGGGCAACGGACUCGCUACUAAUGCCACUGAGGUGCUAGUACCGAAAGUAGCGGUAGGCAUCGUCAUCGGACGCGGCGGCGACAUGAUCAAGAAGAUCCAAGCGGAGACAGGGUGCAGGGUUCAGUUCCACCAGGAACGAGACGAUGGACCCGGAGACAAAAGAUGUUACCUACAAGGCAAGCCGCAUCAAGUUGACCAAGCCAGACAAAUGAUUGAAGAUCUCAUCUCUAGUGUAAAUAGACGCGAACAAGAGGUGCGGUCAGGACGCGGACGCGGCGGCUCCACGCAGCGCAACGGCGAGCGCGGCGCCGGCGACUACUCGCAGUGGCAGGACUCGCACGACAUCCGCGUCACCUUCACCGUCUCCAACGUCAAGUGCGGCCUCAUCAUCGGCAGGGGUGGUGAAGUAAUUAAACAAAUAAACGCGGCAUCGGGUGCUCACUGCGAGCUGGACCGCCGCGCGCAGGGCUCCGACCGCAACAACCGCACCUUCUACAUACGCGGACAUCCCGACGCCGUCGAACACUGCAAGAGGAUCAUUAUGGAGAAAGUCGGCAUGCCCGUAAACUUCAUCCAAGAGGGCGGUAACGGCGGUAAUGGCGGCAACGGUAACGGUAACGGCGUGGGCGGCGCGGGCGGCGAGUACUACGGCGGCGGCGCGGCCGGCCCGCCCGCCUGGGGGUACAACCCGCACUGGCACCAGCCCGCGCAGCCGCAGGCACCACAGCAACAAGUCCAAAUAAACCCGGCGACCGGUCAGCCGGACUACUCGCAGCAAUGGAUCGACUACUACCGCUCGCUCGGGCUGAUGCGCGAGGCCGAGGCCAUUGAGCAGCAAGCCAAGCAGCAGCAGCAAGGUAUGGAUGGUGGCGGCGGCGGCGGCGGCACCCCGCCGGCGAGCUCGGGCCCGGCGGCAGGCCCGGGCGCCGCCCCCGCGCCCCCGGCCGGCGGCUCGCAGCCCGACUACAGCGCGCAGUGGGCCGAGUACUACCGCAGCAUCGGCAAGCUCAAGGAGGCCGAGGCUAUCGAGGCGCAGAUCAAACUUAAGUCAAGCGGCGGCGGCGGCGGCGGCGGCAGCGGCGGCAGCUCGACGCCGGGCGCGGGCGCGGCGGGGGCUGGCGGCGCGGGCUCGCAGUACGCGCAGUACGGCGUGUACGCGCCGCAGGUGUACCCCGGCUACCAGCCCUACCCCUACCCCGCGCAGCCCAACAGCGACCACCACCAGCAAUAGGCCAGCGCCGACGGAGGGCCAGGAGAGCUGCCGCCGCCUGACACCCCCGUUGUAAAUUCUAACGAAAUAGUUUAUUACUCGGAAAAUGAACGCAUCAUACAACUUCUGCAGCGCCUAGCUACUGAUGACCCACAAUAAAUAACUCAGCCGGCGGGGUUUAGAUCUGAGUCAACCUCUAGUGCACCCAGCCCUCAAUUCAGAUAUUAUAACCAUGAUUCGAUCUGAUUUAUUUUUACCACUUUAAUUGUUAUUUAUUACUGUAAAUAAAUGGAAAGACUCGGCACGAUGUUGACGUCACUCACAUCUAAAUUCACGUAAUCAUGAACAAACAUACUUAGGCACAUAUCACAUAUUUAUUUCUUGUGGGUAACUAACACAUGAAUAUUGUCAACAUAACGUACGGUUGGCGCCAAAUGACUUGGUAUCUGAACUUAUCCAUUUGACUAUAAGCGCAUUUGUUUGUACAGAACUUUAUAGAAGCAUUGUCCGAACUAAAACGUAGAACAAAACGCAUAUGCGUGGAGCGUCAAAUGGCUAAUUUCAGGAACGCAACGUUAUUUAGCGCGAGCUCUAUUAAUGAUUCUGAUUGAUGAGAUUAUUUUUUAUGAUCAUUUUAUUAUUUAAAAACUUACGAACGGCUGUGUGGUUUAUUCUUUUAACUGUGUUAUAUCAUGUCCUAUUUAUACUGAAAUGUUAUGAUUGUUUAUGUGCCAAUAUUGAUCAUUUGACAUGCCAGUCUGUCCAGGUAUAAGUUAGAAAGCCACACUGCCUUAAAAGAUGUAACAGAAUGAUCCGACCUACCACGGAGCUAUAGAGAGAAUGAACGCAAAGCGGACUACACGCCGCGAGGAGUCGAGGUAAAUGCACUGUGCUGAGUGACUAGUUGACACGCAUACUGUCCUAUGAACACAUGUGUAAUCCACGUGAAUUUGGAGAUCGCACUUUUAUUUUUCCAAUAUGAAUCAGUUAGCAAUCAUGAGAGAACUCCCAAUUCAUGUACGAACUAUGUUUAGCAUAAGUUAGGUUAUAGAGUUUGGCGCCACAUCUCUCUUGACAGCUCGUAGGUUGCGCUGGUAUCAGAUGUACGGUUAUAAAGCCUCGGUUUAAUUACGUGUUAGUCUAUGUGAGAAAUAAAUGAGAAAAAGGUAAUGUAAUACUAUCUACAUUCCUAUCGACACUGUUCAAUUAUGGUUCGACGCGGUAAUGACGCUCGACAGGCACCGAGGGCGCGAGCCCCCCCUUCAGACUUGUAUUAAUUUUUAAGCAUAUAAAGUGUAUAUUGAUUCACUA
This is a messenger RNA of Helicoverpa zea (corn earworm), 3611 nucleotides long. It is a transcript of the gene Psi, whose product is annotated as far upstream element-binding protein 3. Gene Ontology annotation, biological process: regulation of DNA-templated transcription. The record is from RefSeq and is a predicted model, not a curated record. Gene Ontology annotation, cellular component: cytoplasm; nucleus. NCBI's taxonomy places the organism in Eukaryota, Metazoa, Arthropoda, Insecta, Lepidoptera, Noctuidae. The coding region runs from base 141 to 2321 and encodes 726 amino acids. The transcript has 17 exons. Gene Ontology annotation, molecular function: mRNA binding.